Molecule: messenger RNA, 3987 nt
Organism: Chrysoperla carnea
Lineage: Eukaryota; Metazoa; Arthropoda; Insecta; Neuroptera; Chrysopidae
Product: calcium-activated chloride channel regulator 1-like
Exons: 5
Coding region: 129-3686 (1185 amino acids)
Source: RefSeq, a predicted model, not a curated record
UGUGUAUUACAGGAUUAUUAUUUGUGUUGAUUACAUGUGUAAAUACAUUACAAUAUACGGGACAACAAAAUAUUGUUUUUCAAUCAGGUGCAUAUGAGGGUAUUAAUAUACAAAUUGCGGAUAAUUUAAUGCCAAAUAAUUGUAAAACGAUUUUGAGUAACUUAGAGGCAACAUUAACAACUGCAUCCCAUUAUCUAUUCACCGCGUUAGAUGGUCGAGCAUUUUUUCAAUCCAUUAACGUAAUACUACCCACAUCAUGGCCAGAUACAUGUAUACCAGGAGGAAGUCGUGUUUCACCUGCUACAAAUAGUUAUAGUGAUAUAACAAUACAACGGCGUGUUACACCAGGUGGUACAAUUCCAGCAUGGACACAACAAACAGGCGGUUGUGGUGAACCAGGAAAUCAAAUAUUCCUCAAUUAUGAUACGUUGGAGAAUUAUUCAAACUCAUUGGGACGGACAAUUGUUAAAGAAUGGGCUAAAUAUCGUUAUGGUGUUUUUGAUGAAAUUGGUUAUCAUAAUGAUCCCGUUUACCCAAUGUGUUAUAUUAAUGAUCAGGAUAAGAGUCAAAAGAUUACUGGAUGUUCGGAUUUCCCAAUUAAUGACAAUGGAUUAUGUGCCGAUCCUUCAUUAACAUAUAAUGUCUCAGCAUUAAUUGAUGAAAGAGCACGGACAUCAAUUAUGUUUGCAGCCGAAGCCCCAACAAUAUCAAUGUUCUGCGACGAUGGUAACCAUAAUAAAAUGGCACCAACCAAACAUAAUUUCCUUUGCAACGGUCGAAGUACAUUGGAUGUAAUUUUAAAACAUGAUGACUUCUUGAAUAAAAAUCUUGCAUUCAAUGAAACCGAAGACCCAACGAAAAAAGUAAUCGAUACACGUCCUCUAUUUGUCUACAAAAAACAUCAACUUACCCGAUACGUUUUAAUUAUUGAAGAUACUAAAGAUAUGUUAUUACGUGAAUCAUGGAGUUUCUUACGUCAUGCUAUUCGUAAGUGGGCUGUUUUUGACUUGGCAGAAAAUACAGAAGUUGGUCUUGUACUAGCCAAUGAAACAGCAGCAAGUGUUCUAUUAAAAAUCAGUUCAUUAAAAGAUCAUCGGGCUAGAGAUUUAGUUGCAUCAAAUAUUCCAUACACACCAAGUGAUUCACGAUCAGGAUGUUUGAGAUGCGCUAUCGAAGAAGCUAUCACUAUGUUAACUGACCGUAGCAGAGUACAUGGUGCAGCUAGUUCAGUUAUAUUAGUAAUUGCACCAGGUAUGGACUAUACAACUGAUUCCGUCUUAACAUCAAAAGCAAAAGCAUCCGAGAUUCGUAUCAGUACAAUUAAUUAUCCAAAUAUUUUACGUCAACAACCCUUGGAUAUUUUGGCCGAAGAAACUGGAGGUGUUGCAUUUUCGGUAUAUGAAGAAAAACAUAACAAUAUUAAUUCACAUUUUUCGACAUAUUUCAAACUUACCAACGUUUUAUACAACAUUGCCGAAAUCUAUUUUGAAAGUGGAGAAUCCCGUAUGCCAAUUGAGAUUCACCGCCGUGAAAUUACCGAUGAUGGCCGUAACUCCGUAACAGGAGGUUUUGUUUUAUCGUCUGAAUUAGGUGAACCUGCAAGAUUCUCCGUUUUUACCCACAACAGUGAAAUGCCAUUGAUUCGAAGUAUUACCCUAGUGAGCCCUAGCCAAGUAACAUAUUCCACACGAAGUGAUAGCUUGUUAAGUGUUAAAUUGCUUACCGUUCCUGCCAAUAUAAACGAGACUGGUACUUGGACAUACACAAUUGAACGCUUUGCAGAAAAUCCUCAACCACAUUAUGUUCAAGUAUUUGCGACACCAAAAUCACAUAAUGUAAAUGCAGUUACAGCCAAAUUCUGGACUCGGCGUGUACAAAAUGGAAGCAUAUUCGUAUUGUACACAGAAGUUAAACGUGGUUUUAAUCCUGUAUUAGCUGCCAAAGUUGAAGUCACUGUUAGUCGCACUGAGAAUAAUGGAACUACAAUUAAAAAAGAACGAUUUGAAUUAUUGGAUACGGGCAAUGGUGAACCAGAUAUUGUGAAAGGUGAUGGAGUUUACACACGUUAUUAUAACACAGCCGCUGGAGGUCCUGGAACAUACACUUUUGAAGUAACAGUCACCGAUAAUGGAAAUGCGUAUGCAAAGACUGAAGCAAUUUCUAAGCCAAAUGAUAAGCCAUGUUGUGGAAGUUCAAUCCCAACAUCAGCAGUAUCUCCUCUAGCAUCAUUCCAACGCUUUUUACCACCCGUUACAGUGCACGUUACCGCCGAAGAUAUAGCAAAUUCGAUACCACAAAUUGGACGUAUCGGUGAUUUACGUGUCCAUAUUUUAAACGAUGAAUUAAAAGCACGUUUAAUAUGGACUGCUCCAGACAUGGGAGGCACAAAUGUGGCUCGAUAUGAAAUUAAAUACGCAAACAGUGUGGAAGAUAUCACCGAUAAAUACGAAACAGCAGCUGUUAUGUGGAAUAGUGGUUCACCAUUCCCUCUAGCAGCUGGAUCUGAAACUACAUUUACAUUAGAUCUAAGUCAAGAUCCAUCAUUCUUAGAUCAACCAUUAUAUUUUGCUAUUCGAUCCUACGCCCUAUUAACAAUGAAUGCACCAGCAAGUCCCGUUUCAAAUUGGGUACGAAUCUUUGUUCCUUCACCAGUAAUUCCAUCAACAGUACCUCCAACAUUCGAAUCCCCCGAUUUAUCUUCAUGGCCAUAUGAGAAUGAACAAGGACUUGAACCAGACGUCAUUCCACAAAUUGCAAAACGUUUCGAUUUCGGUGUGGAAUUAUUAUUGCCAAUUAUUGGCGGUAUUCUCCUUUUGGCAAUUUUAUUGACAGUCUACUGUUAUUUCUGUGUUUUACGACGCCAUGAUAACACCGAAAAGAAAUCACCAAAACAUUCAACCAACAAAGCAUUAUCGGGAAUAACAAUUGUGCCACAAAGUCCACAAAAUGGGAACACUUUAAAUCAUGAAUCCCCAACGCGAAACUAUAUUGCGGCAAAUGAUAUGAAUGAUCAUCAUACGAUUGGUUUACCGAUUAAUUAUACAAUGGAUGAAGAACCUAAAAAACGGUAUUCGAUUGUUCAACAACAGGAAGCUCAAUUAAUUGAGGAAUUAAAACAGCAACAGAUUCAACACCAACAACAACAACAACGGGAAUUCAUGCAAACACCUAAUCAAAUGGGAAAUGUUAGUGUAAUCUCAAAUAAUACACUGCAACGAAAUGGUGGUCGUAUCUUAAGUCCGUACGAAUCAUGGACUGCAUCACAAUUGUUGUACGAACACGAGCGCCGUAACAGUCCCAUGGAAGAUAUGAUGAACCAACAAACUCAAUUAAUUAGCCAAGAUCAAAACGAUCAUAUGUCAAUAAACGAUCAUAUGUCACUAAAUGGUGAACAAGAUCCAAAUAUGGCUAUUAUGAAUGGACAAAAAAUUCAAAUUGGUAAUGAUAUUUAUGGACAAAAUAUUAUUGCUCCACCGGUACCCCCUUUACCUACGUAUAGUGCAAAUGGUUAUCCAAUAAAUUAUCCAAUUUAUGGGGUACACCAUAAUAUUCAUUCAGCACCAAAUACGUUAUAUCAAACGCAUAAACAAAGUAGUAAUCUAGCUCCAUUUAAUCCAAGUUUACAAGGAUCAUUAAAUUCAGUAAAUAAUAGUGAAAAGAAACGACGGAAUGUAACAAUGGUUUAAGAAAAUUAAGUUUUUUUUGUUUCGUUUUAAAAAUUUUACAAAAGCCAUUAAUUGGAACUAGUCAAUAUACUAAUUUAAUAAAAGAAAUAUUGUUUUUAUAAAUGUAAAUAGACAAAUCUCUUAGAUCCAGUUUCACAAAAUCUCUAAUACGGCUCAAAUUAUAGUUAAUUAUUGAGUGUUUUCAACAAAUAAUUUUGAGACCCCAAAAAUAAUUUAAUAAUGCGUCUGAAAAGAAUCUGCUUGUCAAAUAAAUUUGGAAAAUGAAAUAAACCGCUCACUUUUUGCUUAAAUGUUUGACGUA